Molecule: messenger RNA, 6351 nt
Organism: Rhopalosiphum maidis (corn leaf aphid)
Lineage: Eukaryota; Metazoa; Arthropoda; Insecta; Hemiptera; Aphididae
Product: transcription factor Sox-2-like
Exons: 1
Coding region: 549-1961 (470 amino acids)
Biological process (GO): regulation of DNA-templated transcription; anatomical structure morphogenesis; cell differentiation
Molecular function (GO): DNA-binding transcription factor activity, RNA polymerase II-specific; RNA polymerase II cis-regulatory region sequence-specific DNA binding
Source: RefSeq, a predicted model, not a curated record
UCGUACACGUCCAACGUUCGCUCCGCACGUUCAACGCGCGCCAUCACGGUGUCUCUGUUUGUCAAGUCUCGCGCGUGUGUUUCCUUACGCCGCCGAAGUCGUGUGUUUCUCGCCGCGCCACACACAUGACACCGUUCGUCCGUGCGUUGAUCGCGUGUUCGUCGUCGCCGUCGCAUUCGUCUUAGUGUUUUAUUUUUUUAUGUUUUCGAUUUAACCGCGUUUUACUUGCGUCAGUUAUAAUAAUUAAUUACGUUUUUAAUUUUUUUUUUCCGUUUUUUUUUUUUUUGUUUUUAUUUGCGGUUUACGAGGAUUUUUGUGUUUUUUCCGUGUGCUUUUCGCGUGGAUGACAACGCUCUGAUCCGGUCGCGCAGCAGCCGACAUCGCUCCGACGCCGCCGCCGCACCACCGCCGGUCCCGCGGACGGACAACGUCGCGCGCGCUCGUCGCCCGCGUUCUUCACCACGCACGGUAAAUACCCGACGAUAAUUGACACUAAUCCGUACCCGCAGUCGCGUCGUCGACCGCAAACGACCGCAGCUAUUAAUAAAAUGCUAAUGGACGCCGAAAUAAAAAACUGUUCCGGCCUGUUGGCUGGUGGAGUGCACCACGCAUCCGCGCACAUGGGCCACACGUACGGAAACCUCAAUCAGAUGGGCAUGUUGGCCGGUAUCGGUUCUGCGGGCGUCGUGCUCGGCGGACCGCAGGGCGGCGGACAGCAGCCGCUCUCGUCGCCACCGCCGUCGCAACAGCAACAGCAACAGUCCGCGCUGCACCAGCAACAGCAGCAGCAGCAGCAACAGCAACAACAGCAGCAACAGCAACAGCAACAACAGCAGCAGCAGCAACACCAUCAGCACAUGCAGGCCGCGCACCACCAUCAUCAGGUGGGCGGGCACGUCGUCGGCGGUCAGCUGCAGUUGCCGUCCCCGAACAACAACAACUCGUCGUCGGCCAACAAGAACCAGAACGUGGACCGGGUCAAGCGGCCAAUGAACGCGUUCAUGGUGUGGUCCCGCGGACAGCGCCGCAAGAUGGCCCAGGAGAACCCGAAAAUGCACAACUCGGAGAUCAGCAAGCGGCUGGGCAGCGAGUGGAAAAUGCUGACCGAGACCGAGAAACGGCCGUUCAUCGACGAGGCCAAGCGGUUGCGCGCCGUGCACAUGAAGGAACACCCGGACUACAAGUACCGGCCAAGGCGCAAGACUAAGACGCUGAUGAAGAAGGAAAAGUACCCGUUGCCGGGCGCGGGCGGCCCGCUGUCUCUGGGCGGUGCCGGCGGACAGCCGUGCGACAACUCGGUGGGCGGCCGGAACGCCGUGUCUCAGGCGUCGGCCGCUGUCCAGCAGCAGAUGGUCAGCAACAGCCGCGAGCUGUACCACCAGAUGAACGGUUACAUGCCCAACGGCGGGUUCGGCAUGCACCACGACCCGAAUCCGUACGCGCAACAGCCGUCGCCUUACGCGUCGCACAUGGCCGCCGCUUCACAGGCCGCCGCGAGUUACCGGUACGACAUGCCGCAGAUGAACAACAACGCGGCCGCCGCCGCGUCCAUGCACUACUUGAACGGCAGCUACAACCUGUACUCGGACAUGAACCAGUACCAGCAGGGGCCGCCGUCCACGUCGCACAGCCCGGACAGCAUCAAGUCCGAGAGGAUCUCGCCGCCCGUCCAGUCCGGCGGACAUUCGCCGAGUCCCAGGCUGUGCCAGCAACAGCAGUUGCACCAGCAACAGCAGCAGCAGCAGCAACAACAACAGCAACAGCUGGGAGGCAACGAUCUGCUCCGCAUGUACAUGCCGCUCGAGUCCAGGCUGUCUGCGGCCGCCCAGGGACACCAACAGCCCGGCGUCCACGGCCACCCAUACCUGUCGCAUGGCCAGCAGCAGAACCUCGUGCAGCAGACCCAUCCGCACUCCAUGUCGCCCGAUCUCCAGAUGGGCCACUUGGGCCAUCACAUGUAAACGACAAUGGUCCGCCAGCCAAUCGACAAGCCGCCACCGCCGCCGCCGCAGUUUCCUCCUCAUCGCCGUCGACACACCGUUCACCUCAAUGUCCGCGAGCGCCGCUCUCAGAGGACAGCGCCGCGCACUCAUCGCGUGUCAUGUAAGCCAUAUAUAAAAAAAAAAAUUCAAAAAAAAAAAUUAUUAAAACUUAUUAUAUAUACAUUAAAACGAACGGCGAACGGCGGGCAAAUAUUUUGGUAUUGUUCCAUCAUAUCUGUUCGCCGUUGGAUUAUUUUUUUUUUAAUAACAUUGUCUUAAUAGCGGUUAACAAAACAUUUUACGUAUAUACUUGCAUAAGCCGUGAGUAGUACAAAUGUCAAUAAUGACAAUUAUUGUUUUUUUUUCCUGUUUUAUUUUUUUUUUUUAUUUAUAAUUUUAAUUAUUUUUCAAUUUGUUUUUGAAAAACAUUGACGCGUGCCGGCCGCGUGAACCGUUUUAUUAUUAUAAAAAAUAUAAUGUUCUCGAAAUUUGUAAAAAAAAAUACACGUCCUCUUUCCGCUAAACGUAAAAAAAAUAAUGUAAUGUUUAACACCGAUAACAUUUUCGUCUAUUCCCCUUUGUAAUAAUUGAUAAUAUUUAUCCGUUAUUAUUAUUAUGUGCGACAUGUUAGAAAUCGUUGUGCAUAAUAUAAUAUCAUAUUAUGUGUGUUGCGAUACUAUAAUAUUACGCGUGAUUCCUCCUCCCCAUUACCCGCUGCGGGUACAAUUUUGAUUCGAACGCACAAGAAACGACUCUUUUAUGUAUCUAUACAUUUGCUUUGUACAUAAAAGUGUAUAUUUUUCUUUUCGAAAAGAAAAACAUUAAUUGAAGUACCCCCCCUCCCCCCGACUCCCAUUCCCAGCGUACACCUUUAACAAUUUACAUUUUACAAUAAGUGUGAAAAAUGCGCGCAAGUGAUCAAUAAUAAUAUAUAUACUUAGUAAAAUGUUUCGGUCAAGUCUGCGGUGCGGAGCCGUCAGAGAUGUGCCAUAAAAAUAAAAUUGUAGAAUAAAAAACGCACACACACACCCAAACAUAUUUUGCAACAAUUUGCAAUUCGAAAAGACGACGUUGGCCACUCCUGCAAAUCGAAAUCCGUCCUAACCAUCGAACACAUUCCUCUUCUCAUCACGACAUCGCCGUAUCUAGAAUUUAUGACGUGAUCGCACGCCAACAAUAAUAAUAAAUUUGUGAAAACACAAAACCCCCUUGGACGGUGCAGGCAAUUAUAUCAUUCAUACAUUAUAUUUUAUAGGAACUUAGCGACCACACCACUUGCUUGUUGCAUCACGCGCGACGACAUUAAUAUUGUAAUAUUAAACGAUAAUAUCAUCGACUGUCAAAACACAUGUACGCACGCACACUAUUAAGCGCGUAAUCCAGUAAAACAAACGAAAUAAAAAAUAAAACACGACGAUAAUAAUAAUAAAUAAAAAAAAACUGGUUAUCCGUCUCCUUUCCUCUGGUCGACGCCGCCACAGCCGACGCCCGGGGAGAAAGACGCAGAACGCGUAGUGUGUGUGUGUGUAUACGUGUAAUAUGUAUUCAAUUAGUGAUGUGUUUUAUUAUAUUUUUUUUCUAUCGCUUUUUACCCUGAUUUUCAAACGAGAUCGUUAGACGGGGCGUGGAAGGUGUGUCUUGCACGCACGCACAAAACAAACCGCCUUAAACCUCGUCGAUUUGUUGUCAAAUUCGGUCGCCGACGCCGAACGCGAUUGUUAACCCGUGUAAGUGAUGGGUAUCGUACUAUAGUAUCACUUGUUCGCCGGUCAUUAUCAUCCCGCCGCCGUUCAAUAAAAUUUCUCAAGACAAAAGUCACGCUGCGUUCGCGCGGCGGCGGCGGCGUUGUCGAAUUUUUUUUCGCGGGCCACCACUACUGAAAUUCAAACGAGACGCUAAAAAUAAAUUACUGUGCGUUUUCGGUAGUGAACCCGAUAAUUCGAAGAAAAAAACGGGACAUUAUCGGCGGGCGUUGACGUGCGCGUGUGUGCGUCGCGUUUAUCCGGUUCGUGUUAUUUUCGUUCCGAUAAAAUUAUUGCAGAAAUUCCCGACCGGAUCAGGUCUCCCGUUCUCCCAUCGAGACGCCUCUGUAUAUAUAUAUAUACCACGUACGUUCCGUGCUUUACAAUAUUAUUGUCCAAAAUUUCCAUUAUCUGUACAGCAAAAAUGUCCAAAACCCACACCUAUUUUAUCUAUACAACGGUGGCUGUGACUUUUUUUCCGUACACGCCAUUUACACGAGUACAGCAGAAUUACUAUCCGUCGUGCAUAUUAUUUAAUAGUAAUGACCGUAUCCCCAAACAAUUAUUAUAACUUCAAUAGUUUUAAUAGACCACAUAAUAAUAUAUCAUUUUAACGUUAUAUGUUGGCUGGCGAUUCUCCGCCGCGUUGCACCGCAGAGGAGAAUAUCCAGUGAACCUAUGGGUUAGUUACCUAACACUCGUUUCGAAUUUUAUCCGUUUAUCCUCACUAUUUUUACCAUUAUUGUUACAAUAUAGUUUUUAAAUUGUCGACGGUUUUCGGUUAUCUCUGGAGCGCUCUUAUCGACAAUAAUGUUCGCGUCUAAUCCCGUAUACCGAUGGCAUAUUUUUAUCGCGUACCCAUUUAAUACUGCACGCAGACGUCAGAUUAUAAAUAUUAUAAUAUGAACGCGGUACCAGCGAUUUUAUGUGCCGCGUCUUGUCGCCGUACGAAAAUCGCUUUUACCGCGUUUUAUACAUACUAUACGUCAGUUAGUAGUAUUGUUAUGGCGUUGUUUAUAUAUAAAAUUACGAUAUUAUUGUCGAUAUGCACUGGUACGUAGAUACACGAAAACCUCUGUUUAAAAGUACUCACCGCACUGCAACCUGCACCGCCCUCGGAGGUCCUCUACAAAAUCGCUCGUCAUGCGCCGAGACCAUUAUUAAUUUUUGUUUUUCUGUUUUCCGAUUUAUAUAACAUUAUGAUUCCGUCUAACCCGUUGGUUUUCCUUUUUUUCUUUUUUGUGUUCCUGCACUGAAUGUGUAGACGUUAAGUAUAUCGUCGUCCUCAUAAUAGGUUUAACGAUAUACUUAAAGUCCACUGUACAGUCAAUUGUACGAUAUUACGCUCGUCGUUGCGAUCAUUCACUCGCGCGGACUGAUAUCCCGUAAUUGGGCGCUGAGAACGAAGAAAGAAAAAAAAUUCAAAACAAACACAAUAACUUAACAAUACUGCGGUAAUACCUAACACUAAAUUAUGACGUGCGGUCGAUCGAACACCAUCAUAACAUUAUAACGCGAUCUUGCGGUUUUUGUGAUUUUUUUUUUUUUUAUAAUAUCGCGAUAUUAUUACGGCGUCUAUCAUGCCGACGUUUAUACUAAUUUUUUCAAUAAUAGUAUUUCUAUUAUAUUCACAAUAAUUUAGUGUGUUGUACGAUUAUUUUAACUUGAAUGUCAUUUGUUCAUAUAUACUCUUUGGCUGUGAGUCGUGACGUUUCCUCUCUUUUUUAUUUCCUGACCAACAAUCCCUGACUAAAUAUAACAACCGUAUGUGUGUGUGAUUUUUUUUAAACAUUUUAAUGUGUAUAUUUAUAUUUUUCCUUUUAUACACACCGAUGAACCCCGAUUACAUAAUAAUAUGUUUCUUGCCAUUUACGACGAACCGAGUUGUUUUUGUGCCAUUGUUUCCCAUUUUUAAUUAAUAUUUUUAAAUAUAUAUAUAAAUGCGUAAUUAUGAUAUAUAUAUAUAUAUAUAUAUUGUAAAAACAAAUACAAAAUCGAAUAAAAUAAUAAUAAUUUGUAUAAAAAUAUAUAUAUGUAAAUAUUAUUGUUGUAUCGUGAUUAAGUGAUUCUGGAGAUGAAAAAUGAAUAUAAAAUAGGGUAUAUAUUUUUAAGGAACAAUAUAUAAAAUAUUAUAUAUAUAUAUAUAUAAAGAUAACAACUUUGAUAAUUUCUCUAAAACGAUAAAAUACAUUAAAAAAAAAAAAAUACAAAACAAGCAAUUAGUGGUUAUUAUUUCAUCUUAAACAUAUUAUUUUAAGUUAAUUAUACAAAUACAGUGACCAGAACACAUUUCGCGUUCUCUUUAUGAUUAUUUUUAUUUUUAUGAUUAUUAUUAUUACUAUUAUCAUUAUAAUUUUUUCGUUGUUGAUGAAAACACCUAUAAAUAUAAUACUAUACGUUUAAGACCUACGACCGUGCUGGAAAACCUAUUGUUUUCCCGUUUGCAUGCGAAUUCGAUAACAUUGAAUCCGACACGGAUGCAGUGCUAUGAUAAUAUUAUUAUUGUAUUAUUUUUCUGUAGUGUUUAUAAGGUUUACAGCUCAAAAAGAAAAAAAAAAGAUCAUAUUAUAUUAAUUGUAAGCCCGAAUCGAUUUUUUUUCAUCAACUUUUUUUUAUUAUGAUUAUUA